GAACGGACUCUCUCAUUUUCCCAAAAGAGACAUUGAGUCUUGGUCUCUUCCUUCUCUACCAAGCUUUACUCUUUCAGUCUCAGAAGUCAUGGAAACCCUGACGGAGCAAACCGACGUCCACGUCAUCCUCUCCGAGCAGCGCAGGGAGCUCUUGGCCGCCAAAACUCUAGACGCCGACCUCGACUUGGCCUUCAAUCUACAAAUGCAAGAAGCCAUAACCGCCUCUCUGGCGCUCAAUCCAUCACCGAGUACUUCGCAGUCUCCUCCUCCGUCGCAGCCGUACGAGCCAAACGACGACGUGUUGGACAUCGUCGCCACGCUACUGCUGGAGGACGUGGAGAGGUUCUCGCAGGAGUACGAGGACCACGAGCGCAGCGUUUUGGAGGCGAGGAGGGCGAAGGAGGAUCUGGACCGUCGGAUUCACGACCAGAAGUUCGCGAUCGACGUCCGUGACUUGCCGGAGGAAUACUGGAGGAAUCACGGGGACGUGUACGAACGGCCGUUCUGUACGGACGGGGCGUCGUCGUCGUCGGGAAAAGCUGCGGCGGAGACAGAGUGUUUGAGAUUGUACUGCAAGGGUUUGAUUAGUGAAGAGGUUGUGAAGAAUGUGAAAAUGGCGGUGGGCGGGAUUGGGGUUGCGAUCUGUGACCCUAGAGAUAAUCUGGUUUUCGAGGUGAAGAAGAAUAUGGAGGCGGUGGUUGAUGGUGAGAGACUGAGCGAUGAGGCUGCGGAGCUUGAGGCUCUGGUUGAAGGGCUUAAUAAAGCUCUAACUAUGGACUUGAAGAAUGUCACAUUUUUCUGUGAUGAUAACAAGCUUUACCAAUAUUUUACAAACAGAGUGGUUCCUGGAAACAGCAAGAUUGCAACACUAGUCAACCAAGUUGCUCUUCUACAAAAAGAAUUUGAAUCCUGCAGCCCUUCACUUGUGGCACGUGGUGAUAUUAAGUUUGCAUUUAAAUUUGCAAGAGAGGCUAUAGUUUCUCAGAUCACCUGGCAAGCAGAAACUAGCAAUGGCAAGUCUUUGAAGGAGACUUGUGUCAUAUGUUAUGAAGAAACUGAUGUUGCUCGAAUGUUUUCAAUCGAUGGUUGUCUGCACAGGUAUUGCAUUUCUUGUAUGAAACAGCACGUGGAAGUAAGGUUGCUUAAUGGGAUGGUGGCACAUUGUCCUCAUGAAGGCUGCAAAUCCGAAGUGAAUAUUGAUAGCUAUGAGAAUUUCUUCUUGGCACCUAAACUAGUUGAGGUUAUGAACCAACGAAUCAAGGAGUCUUCUAUUCAUGUUACAGACAGAGUCUAUUGCCAAUAUCCCAAGUGUUCUGCAUUAAUGUCCAAGAAGGAGAUCUUAGAAUAUACCAAAACUUCUUAUGGUGGUGCUGAAGAAUCUGGAGCCAGAAAAUGCAUGAAAUGCCACUACUAUUUUUGUAUCAAGUGCUUGGUUCCUUGGCAUUUUGAAUUGACCUGUGAUGAGUACCAAACGUCACACAAUUUCCCUAAAGAACAUCAAAUGCUGAAGUCACUGGCUACAAAGAGACUCUGGCGGCAGUGUGUUAAGUGCAACCACAUGGUUGAACUUGCACAAGGUUGUUACCACAUUACUUGCAGAUGUGGAUAUCAGUUUUGCUACACUUGUGGAGCUGAAUGGAAGGACAGGAAACCUUGUUCCUGCCCACUCUGGGACGAGCAGUACAUACUUACAACAUAAGCGGCCACAAUGAUGAUCAGAAUUACCAUGACCGUUGUUAUAUUAGUGGGAUCAAGACUACUCUAAAAAUAGUCAUCUUUUGCGUUCUCCUCCUUUUGGUUUCUUUUUUUCUAUGGAAAAUGGUGGAGUGGGAAGGGUGUUCAAAGGACAUACGGUGCUAAAAUUAUAAUGUUGGCCAGCAGCCUUAUGUAGUUAUGUUAAACUUCUUUUGCUACAUUAGUUGGUUUCUUUGAAGACCAAGGUUUUUCU
Molecule: messenger RNA, 1948 nt
Organism: Rosa rugosa (rugosa rose)
Lineage: Eukaryota; Viridiplantae; Streptophyta; Magnoliopsida; Rosales; Rosaceae
Product: E3 ubiquitin-protein ligase RSL1-like
Exons: 3
Coding region: 89-1699 (536 amino acids)
Biological process (GO): protein polyubiquitination; positive regulation of proteasomal ubiquitin-dependent protein catabolic process; ubiquitin-dependent protein catabolic process
Cellular component (GO): ubiquitin ligase complex; cytoplasm
Molecular function (GO): ubiquitin conjugating enzyme binding; zinc ion binding; RNA-DNA hybrid ribonuclease activity
Source: RefSeq, a predicted model, not a curated record